Diceros bicornis minor is the source of this 4409-nucleotide messenger RNA. RefSeq names its product IDNK gluconokinase (gene IDNK). The record is from RefSeq and is a predicted model, not a curated record. The coding region runs from base 1798 to 2256 and encodes 152 amino acids. The transcript has 6 exons. Gene Ontology annotation, cellular component: cytoplasm. Gene Ontology annotation, molecular function: gluconokinase activity. Lineage: Eukaryota; Metazoa; Chordata; Mammalia; Perissodactyla; Rhinocerotidae.
AUUUUUUAAAAAAUUAAAAAAAAAAAAAAACACUGUUAAAACGAAGUAAUGUUGAGCCAGCCCUCCUGGCCUAGUGGUUAAAGUUCGGCACGAUCUGCUUCGGCAGCCCGGGUUCAGUUCCCGGGUGGAACCACACCACUUGUCUGACAGCAGCCAUGCUGUGGCAGCGGCUCACAUAGAAGAACAAGAAGGGCUUAGAACUAGAAUAUACAACUUGGUACUGGGGCUUUGGGGAGGAAAAAAAAAAGUGAUGUCAACUAAUACGUUUACUUAUUUACUGUGUUUAUUGUCUCCCCCUCCCCUACCUGAAUGUAAGGGAUCUUCUCCCAUUUUUGUUUACUGAUGUGUGUCUAGAAAAUGCCUGGCACCAGGUGCUCAGUAAAUAUUGUUGAUUUGAUAAAGGAGUGAAUGGAGCUGUUUGAGUGGGUGGGAGUGUCGCUUUGUUUACAUUUUAACAGUCUUAGUGAAGCCACCCUCAGCUUCUUCCCAGGUUUCCUUCCUCCUACUGCCAGAAUGAGCUCAGGCCUUUUGCAUAUCUUUCUCAUUUAUUCUGUGCCCCAGCCUACCACCCUUGUCCUACUGUCUUUUUAAGUCUCCUUGAUCUUGAUUUAGACCAAUUUAGGCCCCAAACUGGUUUGUGAUGCUUGGCUCUGACCAGUCUCUUAUGAGCCGAGCAUUGUGCCCUUUUUCUGCUGGCAGUCCCUGGUCCAUAGUCAAGAGUCCAGCUGUUCUCUGGUUUAGGAAGUUUGGAAAGAGCAGCAGACAGUGACUUUUCCUUUUCCUUCUAUUUUCUUCCUGGCAUUCUACCCCCAAAUCUAGUUAGCUCUUCUUUUAAAUUGUGAACAGUGGCUGUCAUGGUCAUUCCUGGCUAAUCUAACUUACUCUUAGGUGUCAUUUCUGUUACGCACGGCUCUGGCGUCACCAGCCCGGGGGUUUGACGGGGGAGGCCCAGCCACUAGGCUGCAUGUUGUCACCCUGUGCAGCCUUCCACAGAGGGAACAUAGUGGGACAGGUUUCAGUUCUCUUUCAGUCCGUGGUUACCUCAGGAAGCAGGUCUCAGUUUGGUACGAGGGUGUCUUUAACACCUUCCCAAUACCUUCUUAGCAAAAGAGACAGGACCCUUGGUAGGCAACAGUAUCCAGCUAGAAUUUAAUCACAAUGUUUUGUUUUCAUUGUAUACAUCUUUUUGGUUACCUUCUAUUUAAGGCAAGUGAUGAUGGCUUCCUUAUAAGGAAAGGAGUUUCCCUUUUUAACACAUGUACUUAAUUUUACAAAGUGAAGCAGUUAAGUAAAAAUAUCAAGUAAAUAAUUGUAGAGGUGGUAUGCAAAACUCAGGAGAGAGGGCAUGGUGCAAUGGUAGGAGGAUGCAGCAAAAAUUCUGAAGGUAAUCCUUAAAUGAUUGGCAUUUGGGCGACACUUUAGGAAUUGAGAGCAAGAAGGGGUUUCAUUGAUCCUUAAGUGUCUGCCAGCCUCACCCUCCCCCAGCACUAGACUGUAAGCCUCAGGAUGGCUGAGACCAUGUCUCAGUGGGCUGGCCAUUAUAUCCUAGGAGCUACUAGGUGCUCAGUAAAUACUGGCUGAGUGAAAUGAGUAGGUGAAUGGGUAAGUCAUGUGGCUCAGUGCCCUUGUUUUGCAGGUGAGAAAACUGAGGGUUAAAGGAAGGGUUAAAGGUUCCAAGACCCAGACCCUUUUCGCGGAGCAUCCUGCCUGUUAGGAUCGACCGUGGGCGCCCUGCUGGCUGCCGAGCUAGGAUGGAAAUUCUGUGAUGCGGACGACUAUCACCCGGAGGAAAAUCGAAUGAAGAUGGGAAAAGGGAUACCGCUGAAUGACCAGACCUCACUGAUGCCGCGAUUAGACGGGUCCAAGGACAGGAUUCCAUGGCUCUGCAACUUGCAUGACAUUUUACUAAGAGAUGUAGCCUCAGGACAGCAUGUGGUUCUAGCUUGUUCUGCUCUGAAGAAAAUGUACAGAGACAUCUUAAUACGAGGAAAAGAUGGUGCACCUCUGAAGUGUGAUGAGUCGGGGAAGGAAGAAAAGCUGGCUGAGGUGAAGCUCCUUGUGGUCCACCUGAGUGGGUCAUUUGAGGUCAUCUCUGGACGCUUACUCAAAAGAAAAGGCCAUUUUAUGCCCCCUGAGUUACUGCAGUCCCAGUUUGAUACUCUGGAGCCCCCAUCAGCUCCAGAAAAUUUCAUCCAGAUCAGUGUGGACAAAAAUCUUUCAGAGAUAAUUGCUACAAUUAUGGAAACUGUAAAAUGAAAUGAGAAUCCUUUCAUAUCAGUGGUCCAGGACAAAGUUAAGCAUAAAUCUCUAUCCCAUCCCAAACCGUGUUCCUGUAUCCUUGUCGAUACUGCAUUCUAAAUUCUUCUUAAGGUGAACAAACCACAGUGUGUUCAGAUAUGCUUGUUUGGGUGUAUUUUUAGGAAUUUGUGACACUCUCGUCGUCAUACUCUGGCACAGAGAAGAGAGGGAACUUUGAAAGUAAAGCUUCAAUUGAAGUUUAAAUUCAUGUGACCCAAUCAGAUGAUCAGAGGAAAUGCCAUAAUUGAUGCUGUAAAUCAUCACCUCAUUUAGAACAUUCUUGAUCAUGCCUAUAUUUGGACAAAUAAAUGAAACUUGGCUAUCCUUGACAUCCCCUAGAAAUUGGUCUCAGGAGCAGAAACGUGCAAAAUCGACCACUCACCAGCAAGUCAUGUCACACCACAUGCCUCCCAAUCCUCUCUCUCCUUGGGUCAUUUCAAGAUAAAUAAAAAGCACACAUAGUUCAUGGAUAUAAAAAAUUGAAGGGGCCAGCCCCAUGGCAUAGUGGUUAAGUUCAGUGUGCUCUGCUUCAGUGGCCCAGGGUUUUCAGGUUCAAAUCCCGGAUGUGGACCUACACCACUCGUCAGACUUGCUGCUGUGGCGACCCACAUACAAAAUAGAGGAAGAUUGGCACAGAUGUUAGCUCAGGGCUAAUCUUCCUCAGAAAAAAAAAAAAGAGGAAGAUUGUCAACAGAUGUUAGCUCAGGGUGAAUCUUCCUCAUGAAAAACAAAAAAACUGCAAAGGUGGAACUUGAGUGAAUGAAGCACAGGACUCUGAUCCAGUCUGCCCUGCCUCAUCUUACAGAGAGACCUCUGUGAGACUAGGCUGGUGUCAGCCCACCCCCCUCUCCUGCUGUAAAAGCCAUCAGUGAUGGACACUAGGCAGGCAAGGAAGGAACACUAGAGCUGCUAUGGCCAAGACACGAAACGAAACCUUCCAGUGAGCAGCGAUGUGCCAGCAGCAGCUGGCCUGGGCGAGGCUGCACGGGAGGUUGGAGGCACUGGUGCAUUCCUGGCACGCAGCUUACCGGGCACCCACUAGGGAAGCUGCCUUUUGGCCAGCCAUGGGCUGAGUUUGAGCCCUUCCCCCACAGGGCUCCAGGAAGAAGCUUCUUUACCCCUCUAUGCUGAUCAGCCACUCCUGCAGGGCCACUGGUUGGCUCUGGCCAGAAAGUGAGUUUUGGAACCAGUUACCUGUUUUCUUUCACAAGGGCAUGCAGCCUUUGUCUACAACUGGAAUAUGUGUGUGAGGUGCCAGUGGAAGGAAAGGGCCCUUCUAGGGGAACGGAUCUUGCCUAGAAAAAUGCGGAGCCCCAGAUUUUCCUCUCUGCCAGACUAUUUGGGGCACCUCCAGCCUGGUUUCAGUUUACCUCAACCCUCAUAUUCAGGGUCCAGGCCCUUAAGCUGUCCAGUCAACAUACUCCGCCUGGGUGGAUGAGAUUCACCCUCAGACAGAGGACUCCCUCAGUCCACUGUACUCAGUGAGUCCAUACUGGGUACUGUGAUGGGCACUCUGGAGGGUUUGAAGACCCAUAACACAAAGCCUUGCUCUCAGGUAGCUUAAGUCAGGGUGGAAAGACAGGGCAUCUCAUAUCCUCUGGCACAGGCUCGAGUUCUCAGUGAAGGCAGUUCACAAAGAAGAACUGAUUUUCAAAUAUCCCGCUGGACAUUCACGUGGGACUAAAUGAAAAAGCCUGUUUAUAAUUAUAGGAGCACAGACUCUAACUCUAGUUUGUACAUAAAUAAAAAUUUUUUUUUCAGUUUUAAUAUACACUGAAAUUUCCAAGAAUGCAAUAAAGGCACAAUUGUAUUCCAUUUUAUUUUUAACAUUACCAAGAGUUGUUUACCUGUGAAAAGCCAGUGUAUUUCUGUCACGAAUACAACACACCUACAUCCACCUGCAUUUGUAAUUCUUCGUGAAGCACCAAUGGGCGCAAACACCCAGCUGCUCCACUGUGUUCAUCUAGUGUAGCCAUGCCCAAGCAUUACCUGUUACAACUCAUUCGUUUAUUACAAGUUACUUUUUUUUCUCCUUUAGUUAAGGCAUCAUAUUUAUUAUUUGCUUAGGUAAGUUUUAUUAGCAAUUAAUUUCGCUUCAAGAUGGUAAAGGG